Molecule: messenger RNA, 1164 nt
Organism: Acanthamoeba castellanii str. Neff
Lineage: Eukaryota; Discosea; Longamoebia; Acanthamoebidae
Product: FHA domain containing protein
Exons: 10
Coding region: 1-1164 (387 amino acids)
Cellular component (GO): nucleus
Molecular function (GO): protein binding; mRNA binding
Source: RefSeq, a predicted model, not a curated record
AUGAAAGACAAGGAUCUGGAGAAGGAGAUCGCUGAGCUGCAGAAGCAGCGGGCGCUGGAGGAGGGCCGCCUGGCCUCCUUCGGCACCGCCUCGGGCGACUUCGACAACGACCUAUACGGCGGAUCCUCAUCCCGAGGUGCCUACGCGACGUCGAUCAGCGUCGGCGGCGAUGACGAUGAAGACGACUACGGCCACAUGUCCGAAGCCGCCAGCUCCAUCCGAAAGUUGACGGGUCGCUACACCGCGCCCAAGAGCGUGUACAGGGACAUCCCCAAGAACGACGACGAAGAGGCCGACCCGUUCGCAGAGUAUAGGAAGAGCAGGAUCUCGGACCGGGAGGACGACUACAAGAAGCGCCGCCUGCAGCGCCAGCUCUCCACCACCGGCUCCUCCUACCGCGACCGCAUGAUCGAAACCGCACUCGAGCGCGAACACGACCGUGUGCUGCGCGAGGUGGACAAGAAGAAGAAGCAGGAGAAGGAGGAGGCCGAGAAGAAGAUGAAGGAGCGGCAGGACCAGCUCAAGGAGCAGGAGAAGCUGCGGCACAAGGAGGAGAAGCGCAAGCGCAAGGACGAGCGCAAGCGGCGCAAGGAGGAGAAGCGGCGCAAGAAGCGAAGAACGACGGGCGAAGACGACGAGGGAAAGAGCGAAGACGACGAUAGCGAAGACGAAGAAAAGGCAAGCGAGAAGAAGAACGAAGAGAAAAAGAGGAGCGGAGGAGCGAGCGACGCCGGCGGCGCCGAAGCCGAGGCCGCCAGACGGAGGGCCGCCAUGGCCGCCCAUCACAAGCACAAGGAGCCGAGCGAUGCGAAGAAGCCGGAUCGGGCGUGGGUGCUGCACGUCUUCAAGAGCGGGCAGGCCCUGGGCGCACCGCUCGACGUGGCCAAGCGGAGCUGCUACCGCUUCGGCAGGGAGGCCGAGUUGUCGGACAUUGUGGCGGCGCACGAGUCGUGCAGCAAGCAGCACGCGGCGCUGCAGUUCCGCGAGGUCAACGGGGCCAUCAGGCCGUACCUGAUCGACGUGGGCAGCGCCAACGGCACCUUCGUCAACAAGCAAAGAAUCAAACCCAACGAGUAUGUGGAGCUGAAGGAGGGCGACACGGUGGUGCUGGGCUGUUCUACGCGCCAGUACGUCCUCCAGCAGGAACGCUACAAGCGACGUUGA